AGCCACAGCAGUUGGAGGUUGGAGGAUGAGAGUCCGCGCGUGGACACUGGCCGUGGCUGGAGCGCUGCUGGUCGUGGCCGGCACCGUGUUGCUGCUGGUCACUCCGGCCAUCAUGCGUCGGCAAGUGAAAGCGGGCCCGUAAAAUGUGCCAAAUAAAUAAUGUGGCCCUCAUAUUGAAAAGUUUGGAGGCCCCUGCUUUCAAGCAACAUGUGCUAACCAUAAAACUGCAUGUUGGAAAUCAGAAGGUGCCGGAACUACACACGCUGACAAUAUUUCCAGCGGGUUCUGUUUCAUUGCAUGCUCACAGAGAAAGUUCAGAUUGACCCAGCAAGUGGUAUGGCGUACACCAUGUGGCGUGAUAUUCCCGUUCCCUUCUACAUGUCACUCUACUUCUUCGAGGUUAAAAAUCCACAGGAAAUUCUACGUGGUGAAAAACCAGUUUUGGUUCAGCGUGGGCCUUAUAUUUACCGAGAAUACAGGCAGAAAAGUAACAUCACUUUUCACAACAAUAACACCGUCUCAUACCGUGAAUAUCGUCGCUACUAUUUCUAUCCUGAUGGGUCAGCUGGAAAUGAAAGUGAUGAAAUUGUGUUGCCCAACAUGCUUGUCUUGAGUGCAGCUCUAAUGGUUGAAGACUGGCCCUAUGCGUUGAAAUUUAUCUUCAGCACAGCAUUGAAGACCUUUAAUGAGACUCCAUUUAUUAAGAAGACUGUGAAGGAAAUAAUGUGGGGAUAUGAUGAUCCACUUAUUGACUUCCUUAAUCGAAUUUUUCCAGGCGUUAUGCCAUUUAAGGGAAAGUUUGGAUUGUUUGCUGAGAUGAACAACUCUGAUACUGGGUUAUUCACAGUUCACACAGGAGUCGGUAACAUCAGCAAAGUUCAUGUCAUAGAUAAUUGGAAUGGUAUAAAAAAGGUAAACUACUGGCAUUCUGAGCAAUGCAACAAGAUAGACGGAACAGCAGGUGAAAUGUGGCCUCCGUUCUUAACUCCAUCAGACUUAUUAACCUUUUACAGCCCAGAUUCUUGUAGAACAUUGGAACUCGUGUUUCAGAAAUCUGAUUGGACGUUUGACAUACCAACUUUCCGCUACGUUGCCCCAAAGACAAUGUUUGCAAACGGGACGGUGUACCCUCCCAACCAGGGCUUCUGUCCGUGCCGACAGUCGGGGGUUCUAAACGUCAGCACCUGCAGACACAAUUCCCAAGUCUUCAUCUCGCAUCCUCACUUCUACAACGGUGACCCUACGCUGUGGGAGGCUGUGGACGGAUUACACCCCAGUGAGAAAGACCACGCACUCUUCAUUGACAUCCACCCCCUAACUGGAAUCCCUCUAAACGUCUCCAUCAAAUUGCAACUGAGCCUUUACGUAAAAGCGGUGCAAGGAAUCACGGAGACUGGGAAUAUGCAGCCGGUGCUGCUGCCAUUGCUCUGGUUUGAAGAGAGUGGGACUAUCGAUGGCCCAGCAGUCAAUACUUUCUACUAUUUCAUGGUGGUGUUGCCAGCCAUUUGUCAAUAUCUUCAGUACAUCCUGUUAAGUGCAGGCUGCAUCUUGGUGGUGGUUGCUCUUGCUCUGGGAAUCGUGCCCCUGAAAAAGCAGGUUCCACACAGGAAGAAAGUGUCUGGAAUUGCAGCAGUCAGUCAGGAAGUCACUGAACGAUCACUGCUGUUGCCAGCUGACGCUGCCAACACCUCGCUUGGACAAGCUAGAUACCUGAUGGACUGAAUUUUAAUUAUUGCUUUUAAAUACUAAUUUUAGAUAUUCACUUUGUAUUUUGCAUUGAAUGUUUUCUUUGAAUUAUGUAACUCACAUAACCCGUGAGAGAGUCAUGUUUCCUCUCUGCUAACUUGUAUGUUCUUUGUAUACUGAUCACUGAAAUGCAACGAUGCAGACAAACCAUCCGUUGAGGAUUCACUUAAGUUAUAGUUUAAUAUUGUCCACUGUCUCUCCAGUCGUCACCACCCUAUUCUUGCUUGUCAACCAGGCUAUUCCUGGUCGCCACUGGUUUGGCCAGCACAGUGAUUGAUAAAAAAAAUACAUCUAUUGAUGCUCCUGAACACAUCAUCAGUGAUGUAACCUGGGGUCAUUGGGUGUUUUGGGUCUUUCAACAUCAGACACCUUUACCCAGGCGACCCAGCCACGGUUGAUCAGACCACGACUUGUGGCCAGAUGGCAUUCGCUCCUCCCCAUGGACCCCCUCUCCUAAUCCAGAGCCAUCGCGAGGCCUUCUCCGCUGCCUCUGUGGUAUUCUUAAUGGCUCUUCUCCUCACCACUCCGUUGAUGCCCAGUGCACUCAAGGCUUUGUAGAGCGAUUGCCCUGCAAAACCUCUGCAGCCAACCUUGAUGGGCAAACACCUUGCCUUCCAGCCCUGCUUACGGCAGUCUAUGACCAGCUCUUUAUACUUGGUCAUCUUCCUCUCGUGGGCCUCCUCCAGACGGUCCUCCCACGGCACUGUCAGUUCCAACAGGACAGUGUUUUUGGACGCCUCUGAGGAGCAUGUCUGGCCUCAGGGUGGUCGUGGCAAUGUGCUGUGGGAACUUCAGCUGUUUCACCAGGUCUACGGAAAGCUGCCAGUCCUGCGCAAUCGCCAGGAUUCUGACAAAGAUUCCUGGCUGCUGUGGUUCUUGGCAGCUGCACUCCAGCCUUCACAAAGGUGAUCAUCUGGGUGGUGGGGCGUGCUCGUCUGCAGCUGCUGAUUCCCAUGCUGAUGGCUUCUGCAAUGGGUUUAAGAACCUGGGCGUGAUGCCAGGUGUACCGGCCCUGCCCAAGAGCCUUCGGGCAGCAGCUCAGGAUGUGUUCCAACUUUCCCUUGCCUGAGCAUUGCGGGCAAUCUGGAGAUUCCACUUUGCCCCAGAUGAAGAGGUUCGAUGGGCCGGGCAGGACAUCAUACACUGCCUGGAUCAGGAACUUGAUGCGCUGUGGUUCAGCCUGCCAGAGCUCAGUCCAUGUGACUUUUCAGUCCAUAGCCUGCUCCCACCUUGUCCAGGCCCCCUGCUGCCUCACAUCUUACCUCCUCCACCACUGCCCUCACUUCCUCCUGGACCAGCCUGCGCCUCUCCUUCCCCUUGGCCUUGUCAAACUGGGGAGUUGGAAAGAUUCCCAGACCAGCUCUUCCCCGAGUCACUGCUCCCACCGGGUCUCUGGCGUAUCCGAGACUUGCAUCAUUAUAACAUUAUUAAGUAUUAACCAGAUGACAUCCAACCCUUUGACUUGAUCGAUAACGCAUUUUCAAAGCUCAAAACCUCAAACCUGCAAUGUUACUGUGCAGGUUUUAAGGGGUAAUAUAUUUAGGUGCAAAUAUUUAGAAUAAGACUCACCUUGGGCAUUGAAGUGACAUCGCCUCCGAGUAGAAAUGUACAGGUAUCAUUUCUAAUGUUCUUUUGAUUUCUAUACUACCAAAAACGGAUGAAACCAUUUUAAGUCCAUUUGUAAAGACGUGUUUCAGGUGUUUCACUGACUUGGUGUAAUGCUGUUACUAGGUCUCAAAUAUGUUUGAAAGCUUUUUUUAAGCUCAAUUAUGCAGAUUGCUCCAUGCACCAUUUGCUAACUUUUAAAUAAAAAAUUCUGAAGAAAAUUACUUUAAAAAAAAAAAAAAAAAAAGUGUGGUCCACUAGCAAACACAAAUUCUACAGACAGAUACAUAAUGAUGGAGUACCUUGGCGGGUCAGGCAACAUCGCUGGAGAAAAGGAAUAGGUGAGGUUUUGGGCCAAGGCAUUUCUUCUGCAGAUUUUGUGUAGAUUUGUACGUGAAAGUACUUCAAUGCUAUAACUAUUAUUGUUGAAUGUAAACACAAACCAGGGGCAGUAGGCCCCUCGAGCCUGCUCUGCCACUCACCAUGAUCUUGGCCGACCUGCCUCCGCCUCGUCUCAUUGCCCUCAUGUAGAUUGGUUACAUUACUUACUAACCAAUGGAGUGCUUUAUUAAUCUAAGCUCCGCCUACUACUACACCAUUCAUGUUAUUGUAACCGGACAUGUGCUGUUAGUUGGUGAUGCAGCACAGUAGAACUAACAUGUUGUAUGUUGUAUACAUUUCUCAAUAAAUACUGCUGUACCAGA
This is a messenger RNA of Leucoraja erinaceus (little skate), 4055 nucleotides long. RefSeq names its product scavenger receptor class B member 1-like. The record is from RefSeq and is a predicted model, not a curated record. Gene Ontology annotation, molecular function: low-density lipoprotein particle binding; lipid binding; scavenger receptor activity. NCBI's taxonomy places the organism in Eukaryota, Metazoa, Chordata, Chondrichthyes, Rajiformes, Rajidae. Bases 298 to 1722 code for a protein of 474 amino acids. Gene Ontology annotation, cellular component: caveola; cytoplasm. The transcript is spliced from 13 exons. Gene Ontology annotation, biological process: plasma lipoprotein particle clearance; cholesterol efflux; cholesterol import.